Vicia villosa (hairy vetch) is the source of this 2470-nucleotide messenger RNA. RefSeq lists its product as uncharacterized. Lineage: Eukaryota; Viridiplantae; Streptophyta; Magnoliopsida; Fabales; Fabaceae. The record is from RefSeq and is a predicted model, not a curated record. Gene Ontology annotation, molecular function: protein binding. The transcript has 2 exons. Bases 69 to 2036 code for a protein of 655 amino acids.
UAAUCCCUCGUAUAAAAAACACCAAACGAAAGCUGGUAUAAGAAAUCCGCAACCAUAUUCACACUAUCAUGUAUUCACAAAUGAAGAAAAAAACACCAAACCACAUCAACAUUCCCAAAACUCCUUACAACACCAGUCAUGAUGAUGAUGAUGAUUCAACCGAACACUCUCCACAUAUUCAACUUUGUAACAACCUCAACCCAUGUUGUUUUUUCUGCAUAAUGAAAGAACAAGAUCCAUCUCUCAGAAAAUCAAAAAUAUCAACAUACUUCAAAGAAAUGCCUCAAAUAGACAAUCAAGAACAUGUUCUAGUCCUCAGUGGACUAUGGAACAUAGCCAUGACACAACCCAACGAUCCAGAGUUUCCUUCUCUAGGUAUAUUCAACUGCAUGGCGAAACUCAUCACCAAAGGUACAAACAACAAACACUGGCUUCUUCAAAGUCAAAACAUUUACAUACCUUAUUAUGCUGCUCAUAUUAUUGGUUCUUACACCAUGCACAAAGAAGAGUUUGCACAGAUGGCUAUUCGAUCUGGUGUUAUACCACCAUUGUUAGAGCUUCUGAAAGGUAGGAUAAGUUGGGUUGAACAAAGAGUUGCUGUUAGAGCACUUGGUCAUUUAGCUAGUUACAGAAGCACUUUUGAAUUAGUCUCUGAGUAUGAAUCUGAGUUGGUGAAAUCAACUAUGAAUUUAGCUUCAUCUUGCUUAGAAAAAAUCUAUGUUGAAUUCGUAUCUGUUAAGAGAAGAGUUCAGUAUCAUAGAAACUUGCUUACAAGAGGCUUAGGUGAUUUAGAAAUGGAGAAUCGAAAAGCCGAAGAAUGGGCUAGUCAACUUCAAUGUUGGUGUAUUUAUCUUCUGAAUUGCUUUGCUUCCAAAGAUUCUAACUCUCUGAAUUUAAUAUGUAAAAAAGUUUUCUUAAAUGAUUUAUGUGAUAUGUGGGGUGGAUUGAUGAAUAACACUUCACCAGGUGGAUUUGGACUCAUUAGAAUCCUUUGUUAUAAUAAGUUAGGAAGAAAAAAAAUUUCUGAGUCACCAAAAGUUGUGAAAAGUUUAUGUAACCUCUCAAGAUCUUGUGAUGAUUGGCAGUAUCUUGGUAUAGAUUGUCUUUUAUUGCUUCUCAAGGACCAAAAUACAAGGUACAAAGUUAUUGAUAAUGUUGAUGUUGUUUCAUGUCUUGUUGAUUUGAUUGAACUUAGAAGACUUGGUGAUAAAUCAAACGUUGGUGACACCAUCAUCACCAAGGUGCUAGUGCAACUUCUUGAACAUACUAAUAAUGAUUGCUAUAAAUUCGCUACGAAACUUGUUUCCCUCGAUUCGAAGAUUGAUAGGAGGAAUAAGGAGAGACUAAUGUCGGAGGUAGAAUUGAAAGAAAAACUGGUUACGGCGAAGUUGAUGAAGAAAGAAGGGAAUAAAAUGUUUAGUUUGGGAAAAGUUGAAGAAGCUUUAUUGAAAUAUUUUGAAGCACUUGAAGUGUGUCCAUUGAGGUAUAGAAAUGAAAGAAUGGUGAUUUAUAGUAACAAAGCUCAGUGUAGUCUUUUGCUUAAAGAUCCUGAUUCAGCUAUAAGUGAUUCAACACAAGCUCUUUGUUUAUGUAAUCCAGCAAAUACACAUGGGAAGAGUCUUUGGAGAAGAUCACAAGCUUAUGAUAUGAAAGGAAUGGCAAAAGAGAGUCUUUUGGAUUGUGUAAUGUUUAUGAAUGGUUUUGUUAAGUCAAAUGAGAAGAACAGUGUUAAGGUUCCUUAUCAUGUUGCUAGGAUGUUUUGUAAACAAAUGGAUGCUACAUGGAUGUUUAGGAAUGCUUGUUCAAAGUCAAAGUCAAAGUCAAAGGUAAUAGAGAAGAUUGAAGGUGAUUAUGAGAGUGGCAAUGAGAGCAACUAUGAAGAAUUAGAUCAAACCUAUGAUCAUAAGAAGAAUUUCAUGGCAGGUUUGUGUACCAUUAUGGAAAAACCUUUUCAUGUGAAAGAAGGUAGAAGGAGAAAGAUGGAAAGAGCAAGAAGGAGAUUCAAGAAAGGUGUUGUUGUAGCUCGAUUAAUGUAAGACUAGUUGAGGGAGGGAAUCUUAUGUGCCACCUUUCUACAAUUUUGGACACUAGCUAGUUAGAAUUUAUUAACAAAUAUAUAGUUUGUAUUGGUACUUAAUUUGGUAGUGGCAGGUUCAAAUCAAACCAUCUAUUUCUUUACAUAGUGAAAAUGGUAAAUGGUGUGUGUGUGUGGUGCAAAGAAUAGAAUGAGUAAUCAUGAAAUAAAAAAAUAAAAAAACCAGCAUAGCAGCACUAAGGGAAAUGGAGAGGACCACAUUUCCAUUUUCAUUAUAAUAUUGUUACUUAUGGUUAGACACCCAUAUGACAUUCGAGACUAACACUUCUAAUUAUAUUUAAUUUAUUUAAUUUAUUAAAUUAUUAUUGAUAUUGAUGCGUCAGUAUCUUAUUUCUUAUUUAAUAUUAUUUUUUAUUUAAUAUACGUGUUUGAUAA